UUUUUUUUCUCGCCCAUGCUCUCCAGACUCACCUCUUCAUGUUUGAUCCUUCGAUAUCAAUCCAGGCUCUACGCCGCUAACUGGAACAGACCUUCCCCCCCUCCCCUUCCCCGGGAACAGCAACUUGAAUUCGAAGAACUUCAGCGUGUAGCCCAAACACCUCUUGCUUUCAAUAAAAGUAAUGUUACAGAAGCAGAUUUGUCCUUGCACCCUGAUGCUCGCGAGCCUUUGAAACCAACCUUUGACGGCGACGUCAACCCCGCCACCGGAGAACAAGGAGGCCCUAAACGUGAACCGGUUGGGAAAUGGGGGGAUGAAGGCGACUGGAGCUUCAAGGGACGAGUAUCUGACUUUUGAAUAGCGACGGAGCUGUAACUCAGAUUAUCUCCUCUACACACAAAUAUAAGCCAGCACACAUUACAUUU
Messenger RNA from Marasmius oreades (fairy-ring Marasmius), 425 nucleotides. RefSeq lists its product as uncharacterized. The transcript is spliced from 2 exons. The coding region runs from base 16 to 357 and encodes 113 amino acids. Lineage: Eukaryota; Fungi; Basidiomycota; Agaricomycetes; Agaricales; Marasmiaceae. The record is from RefSeq and is a predicted model, not a curated record. Gene Ontology annotation, cellular component: mitochondrion. Gene Ontology annotation, biological process: mitochondrial respiratory chain complex II assembly.